UUUCUAUUUCCAGUCAUGAUUCAGGAUUUGUCUCUCUAAUUAGUAACUUGCAUUACCGGUGUCCGGUGUACGCUUCAACCGCCUAUGUCGGCGGUCAGGCGUAGAUAUGUUACCUUUAAUGAAUAUCGAUGUCUACAGUAUGAGGUUGAUUUAUCCAUUCUUGAUUCUUAUGUAUUUUCUGCCAUAUCUCUCCUUGUACGCGGUACGAUUAAAAGUUAUUAUUCUGGGACGCCCCCUGUUUCCACAUAUUGAAAAUUUAUGGGAUAUGGAAGAGCGCUGUCUGCGACUUCUUUUCUGGGUCGCUAAUUUGUCGCUGACGGGGGCUAAAUUUUUUUCGUCGGAUUCCCAAACUCAGUCGACCGGGUUUUUAAAGUUGGAACUGGAACGUGAGAUAAAGAGACAUAGGUGCAAGUAAACUUGCCGAGUGACAUUCGAUCCUGGGACAUCAUACUCACCAGUCAUCACAGAUUCACAAGCAGAAUCGCGCAAUGCUGAUCUACGGCGACGACGGACACCGGGUCCACGCGUGGAACGCCGUGGACGUUCUCCUUGACGGCCAACUGCAGCACGGUGACGUGAUCAACGUGGCGCCGGGCGGUCUCAUCAUCGAUUUCCAGUGUGCUGCUCGGCGCGCGGAGUUCGUCGCGUACGGCCGCAUCUUCCACUGUGACGACAAGAGCUUCAAGGCAGCGACACAGGAUUCGCAGGUGCUGCUGCGCCGUCACCCGGACGGCGCGUGGAUCUGGUAUCCAGGCAUGUUCCUCUGGCUACCGCUGACCUUCGAGUAUGAAGAGGCGCAUUACGUGGAGGUGCAGCGGCCGUCGGGCGCCGUCCAGGAGCUGGUCCCCUUGCGGCAAGUCCGCGCACCGCCCUCGGACGCUGCGCUGGAGGAGCGGUGCGUGAAAGACGGGGAUUUCGUCAUCCGCUGUUAUGCGCUGCCCGCGGAAUACGGGGUCGAGUGGACUCCGCUGUUGGAUGUCAUCUUCAAGUAUGGACUGCAGCAACUGCACAGGGUGCGCAGCACGUCCCUCGUCAACCAAACGCUCGUCUAUUUGCAACGUCGGGAUCAGACUCCCUUGAGCGCUGAGCAAGUGGAAAAGCUUUACACCGUGUCCAAGAAAUUGGAGAAUGACGAGAUCGCAUCGCAGGCGCAGCGCACUAUUAGUCCCGCGCCAGUGAGCGCCUCCCAAGAUAAAUCACCGACAUCAGACAAUAAUGGAUGCGGGCUGUCCUUGCCCCCUGAGCUGCUGGUGGAGAUCUUCCAGGCGCUGGACUCAAUCGAACGCGUGCGCUGCCAGCGUGUAUGUGCACUGUGGCACACGCUGCUCACCACCGUAUCCCACUUCCCCGGGGUGCGAGUAUCCGGCAAGGAAACCGACUACGGACCGGCACUGUAUUUUUCCCAUGACCGCCUGUACUGGAUCGUGGCGUGUUUCCUCAAAUGCUUGAGCCCCGCCACCCGGCGGGUGGUUGUCACCCAGCUGGAAUCGCUGCAGUGCAGCCAAGUGGCCACGUUAAUCAAGCACGUGGUGAAGACGCAUCCCAUCUCGCUAUUGAUGUUUGUGAACUGCAGUUUAGGCGAUGCGAAGUUCCUGAUCAAGGACAUCGUGGACGGUGUGGCGCGGAUACUGGCGCGGUGCUCCGGUUGCGGCAGUGUGGUGGUGAGGAACUGCAGUCUGCAUGAUCACAACCUGCAGGCCGCGGUGGCCUACCAUGUCUUCCGGGAGCGGGCGUUGGCGUCGAUGAAACUGCAGCUGUGGGAUCUCUUCGAGAAGAAUUUGAUCCUGACCAAGCCGGUCGAUCGACCGGCCCUAGCCGCGUGGAUUGCCGACUGCAUCGCGCAGCAACGCAUGGACGAACUGCGAUUUCAAAUUGUGAAGGGCCUGAUUCUGUACCAGAGCGUGGAUCCCCGCCCCUCCACCGCCUACCGCACGCGGAACUGGACCACGUCGACUCUCGCCGAGGUGGAUGUCAACCAGCUGACCACACUGACGGCGGCGGCGUUGAGCGAAGGCGUGGAUCCGAUUCCCGACUUUAGACUGCGAGAAAUCAAGCUAGAAGACAUCCGGGAUAAUAAGCACGAUCCGGAUUUUUACUUGAGACCGACGCCGUACACUGCGCGUCGCGGAAACGCUUUAUAAGCGUCAUUGGAAUUUAUCUACCGACAGUGGUUUGAAGGGAUGAUACAGCCGAUCCGCUGCUCGAAAUUAUUGUCACGGUGUCAGUUAGAACCACCAGUGAUGCCAGCUUACUUAAUUAUAGAAGUUUUCCUGUUUAUGGACUAGUAUGGAGUGAUUGUUGGGCUGGAGCGUUAGCACCCUCUGAUAUUCCGUUUUCUGUCUUCAGUUUUUUUAAUUUCUUAUCAUUUGUUUUCUUUACUGGAAUAAACCAAAC
Messenger RNA from Paramacrobiotus metropolitanus, 2394 nucleotides. RefSeq lists its product as uncharacterized. The transcript is spliced from 5 exons. Gene Ontology annotation, molecular function: protein binding. The coding region runs from base 489 to 2141 and encodes 550 amino acids. The record is from RefSeq and is a predicted model, not a curated record. Lineage: Eukaryota; Metazoa; Tardigrada; Eutardigrada; Parachela; Macrobiotidae.